AUGACGUUAAAUUAUUACUCAUUGUCGAUUGGACAGGGAAGUUAUCUCGAUUCGACAAACAGUGCCACGGGCCCGAUUUUCGUAGCACCAGUUGGAAAUCAGACCGCCGCGAUUGGCCGCGAGGUCGUCUUCUCUUGCAGCGUACGCAACAUAAGCAUUCGCAAAUACAAGGUUGGCUGGCUGCGCACUUCAGACCAAACUAUUCUCUCGAUUCACACUAGGAUCGUGACGCAUAAUGCACGUAUCACGGUCACCUAUGAAAGUGGGGCAAGCUCUGGGUCCGCCGGUGCAUCCGGCGGUGCUUCAGGAGUGACCGGAAGUAGCCAAGCUACGGAGGAAAUCGUCGACGGUACGUGGCGUCUGCACAUUCGCCAACUGAAGGAAACUGACAGAGAUUGUUACAUGUGCCAAAUCAACACUAGCCCGAUGAUAUCCGAGCUCGGUUGUCUCGACAUACAUGCCUAAGAAGAGGCGGCCGCGGAAGAGGCGGACGCGGAAGAGGCGGUUGAGGAAGAAGCGAAGA
Molecule: messenger RNA, 523 nt
Organism: Trachymyrmex cornetzi
Lineage: Eukaryota; Metazoa; Arthropoda; Insecta; Hymenoptera; Formicidae
Exons: 4
Coding region: 1-465 (154 amino acids)
Biological process (GO): synapse organization
Cellular component (GO): neuron projection membrane
Source: RefSeq, a predicted model, not a curated record